UGAAACUACAUUACCCAGAAUGCACUGCGCCGGAAGGGUCCAGUCAGAAUCUAAACGGCUAACAGAGCAGCUGAGCUUCAGAAAGUCCCGAAAACGCCUCAAAAUACCGGAAUAACUCAACUCGGUUUACGUUCCACGGGAUUGUAAGAUUGUUAUGAAGCUACCGGACCGGUGAGGCAGGGUUUUAACCGGAACCUCUCCGUGUGAGCCAUGGAUUCACCGGCUUGUGUCGGUUAGCGUUAGCAUGCUAGGCUAAGCUAACGCGUUGCUAAAGGACUUUCAGACUGUUGUUGUUUCAGAGUCCGGUUUAUCUCCAGAUCAGGAUGACCCUCGCCCCGAAGGAGCUGUCCAACCUGCUGAGCAUCAUCUCUGAGGAGGCGUGCACCAACACCUUUGAGAGUCUCUCCACGCACUUCCACCACUACUUUGGGAAGGCGGAGCACUUCAGGGUGGGCUCGGUGCUGGUGAUGCUCCUGCAGCAGCCCGACCUGCUGCCCUCCUCCCCCCAGAGGCUCACUGCGCUCUACCUGCUGUGGGAGAUGUACCGCACCGAGCCGCUGGCCGCCAACCCCUUCGCUGCCGUGUUCGCUCACCUGCUGAACCCCUCGCCUGCAGCGGGGGAGGAGCCCGAGAAGCUGCUCUCAGGCUUCCUGCCUCCCAUCACUCAGCCGGAGAAGUUCUUCCUGUCUCAGCUGAUGCUCGCCCCCCCCAGGGAUCUGUUCAAGAAGACCCCCCGCCAGGUGUCCUGCAUGGACGUGGGCAACAUGCCGCAGGCCAUCGACAUCAGCGGCCUGCAGCUGGCUCUAGCAGAGCGUCAGUCGGAGCUUCCCACUCAGAGUAAAGCCAGCUUCCCGAGCCUCCUGAACGACCCCGACCCCGACUCCUCCAACUCGGGCUUCGACAGCUCCGUGGCCAAUCAGAUCAUCGAGUCUCUGGUGACCGGGCCCCGCCCCCCCCUGGAGAGUCACUUCCGGCCAGAGUUCAUCCGGCCGCCCCCCCCUCUGCACGUGUGCGAGGACGAGCUGGCCUGGCUGAACCCCACGGAGCCAGACCACAGCGUCCAAUGGGAUCGCUCCAUGUGUGUGAAGAACAGCACCGGGCUGGAGAUCAAACGCAUCAUGGCCAAAGCCUUCAAGAGCCCGCUGUCCGCCCAGCAACAGGCCCAGCUGCUGGCGGAGCUGGAGAAGGACCUGAAGCUGGUGUACCACAUUGGUCUGUCCCCCUCCAAGCUGCCGGACCUGGUGGAGAACAACCCUCUGGUGGCCAUCGAGAUGCUGCUGAAGCUCAUGCAGAGCUCUCAGAUCACUGAGUACUUCUCUGUGCUCGUCAACAUGGACAUGUCCCUGCACAGCAUGGAGGUCGUCAACAGGUUGACCACGGCUGUGGAUCUUCCUCCAGAGUUCAUCCACCUCUACAUCUCCAACUGCAUCUCCACCUGUGAGCAGAUCAAGGACAAGUACAUGCAGAACCGUCUGGUGCGCCUGGUCUGCGUCUUCCUCCAGUCUCUGAUCCGGAACAAGAUCAUCAACGUCCAGGAUCUGUUCAUCGAGGUGCAGGCCUUCUGCAUCGAGUUCAGCCGCAUCAGAGAAGCUGCCGGACUGUUCAGGCUGCUGAAGACCCUCGACACCGGAGAGACCCCCGAGAGCAAGCCCGUUAAAUAGUGAUCUCACAGAGACUGUUCCUGAGACUCAGCACCGCCCCUCCAUCAGCUGGGAGUAGAGUUCAUUUUGUAAAUAUUUAGUGACUUUAAACCGGUUCUCUCUCUUUUCCAGAAGUUUAAAACAGGACUCGUUUCACCGUCUCAUUUUUUUACCACAUCUCUUUUUCUUUGGAAAUCUCGCCAUGUUGUCUCUGAUUAAACAACCGAUGUUUAACUGAC
Molecule: messenger RNA, 1879 nt
Organism: Gymnodraco acuticeps
Lineage: Eukaryota; Metazoa; Chordata; Actinopteri; Perciformes; Bathydraconidae
Gene: cnot11
Product: CCR4-NOT transcription complex, subunit 11
Exons: 8
Coding region: 324-1661 (445 amino acids)
Biological process (GO): negative regulation of translation; mRNA catabolic process
Cellular component (GO): CCR4-NOT complex
Source: RefSeq, a predicted model, not a curated record